This is a messenger RNA of Trichoderma harzianum CBS 226.95, 1000 nucleotides long. RefSeq lists its product as hypothetical. The record is from RefSeq and is a predicted model, not a curated record. NCBI's taxonomy places the organism in Eukaryota, Fungi, Ascomycota, Sordariomycetes, Hypocreales, Hypocreaceae. The transcript has a single exon. The coding region runs from base 464 to 931 and encodes 155 amino acids.
AGCUCAGUUUCUUACGGCUCGUUACGAAUGUUCUUGGCCACCUUGAACGUGCGAAUGCCGCCAUGACCCUAGCAAUGGUCUCAACAAAGGGCGUUGCGUUGAAUGGAGCCUCGCGGAACCAAUCAAACAAGCCGGCCAGGGAUAGCCCAGGCUCCCGGCCCUUUCGUUGUGGUCUGGAACUGCUCGAAUUGGCAAACCACGCGUCAAAUUGAUUGCGGAACAGAUCUACGGGCGAUUUUGAUCCAAUCUUCCACAUCCAUCAUCUCGCGCCUCACAAUCUCAACGGCCUUUGAGAUUUGCCAUCCAAUAUUCUUCGCCUAAGCUACGGCACUUGUUCCCGCCCAGCCAAUGAGAUGCCAUAACGAGCCACACACGAUUUCCCCAAGGGCAGCCUCGCGUGGUGAUCGACAGUGGCGGCAGUGGCUGAGGUGUUCAACUUGCCACUGUCCGUGGGGGCUAUCCAAUGUCAUGUUUACAUACACUUGACACUGUCGCCACAGCUGUCGUCGUUUGUCGCCUUGAUUCUGUCACGCCACCGCUGAGCGGCUUGCGUUGGACUGACGAAAGCCCGCCCAAACAGGAUCGACAUCCCGCGUCGGUAACAGUCCAAAUAAGCUUCGUUCUUAUUGCUAGCAGGUUUGCGGAAGACAAAAUUUUCUGCGCGUUCUACCAAUUUAAGAGAGCGGAGACUUUUGGUGCUGGCGGUGAAUGGCUCAACAUCGAAGCUCUGGGCGCCGGAGGUAAUGCUCCUGCUGCGAGCUUGGCCGCAAAUGGGAAAACUUUUAUGCCGGGCUGUUUUUUCCAGGUUGCAAAUGGGGCGGUGCGAUUACCUAAGAUGAGGCAGGACAGCGGCGGCUUCGAGUUUGAAUUUACAAAAACACAUGGAUUGUGCUCGGAGUACGCCGUAGUAUGUAGGAUGGUCUGUGGCUGAGGCUAUCCAGCUUCAGAUGUUUAUAUAUGGCUUUACCGGCCGAUGUCAGAAGCUCAAUCGACUUUUGGA